CUCUACUCCGUACUCUGUACACCUAUAUCGAAAUCACACCUCGACCAGGGCCCGGUUACAUCUUCUACUCUCGCUAUAAUUUCGUACCUUUCUUGCAACUUUCUUGGACUCGGAAUUGUUCUUCCACUACAAGGCAGCCAGCAAAUGCAUGUCCCAAAGGAGACGAUUCAUGGACCCAGCUCUAUCCUAACGCAAAGGAAAGAAUGUUCGGCGGCCAACUUCAAGCUGGAGACUUCGUCAACCUCGGUUGAUGAGACUCGUAAUGCGCUUUCUCGCAAGACUCCGAACCUGGUAGCGAGCAAUGGUGAGGACAUAGGUUCUACGAAAGCGGCAUAUGGACAGCUUGCCAGCAUCAUAAGUGCUGCGACUCAUACAGCACUGCCUAGAUGGACAAAUAUAGUUUUGGUGUUCACUUUGAUAUUUGGUGGCUGCUGCGCCAAUGUUUUCGCGCUCGAAGCAAUCAUUAAAGAUCAGCCAAGCUCUGGUCCCUUGAUAACAUUCGCUCAAUUUCUUCUAACCUCGCUCUUAACGGCCCCCGUGUUUCUCUCUUUGUCAGCUGGACCACAGUCACUUUAUCUCAGCCCGCGUGCCAUUCCACUAAGAUCAUGGCUAGUCUACACAGCAUUUUUUGUUACGGUCAAUCUUCUCAACAAUUGGGCCUUCGCAUACAAGAUCUCUGUUCCUCUACACAUUAUUCUCAGAUCUGGAGGCCCAGUAGCUUCUAUGGGCAUUAGCUUUCUAUUCAAUGCCAAGAGAUACCCGCGAGGUCAGGUCUUUGCAGUACUGAUGCUUACUCUGGGUGUUGUCACGGCAGCAUUGGCGGACGCUAAGGCUAAAGGCCAGUCUAUGAGUAUGGAAAACGCAUCUGCGGCUACCACUUUAGUCGGCUUCACAGUUCUUGCCUUAGCGAUGAUUCUCUCGGCUUUCCAGGGAAUAUAUGCCGACAGGCUCUACGAAAUGUAUGGCAGGGAUCACUGGAAAGAAGCUCUGUUCUACUCCCACACGCUAUCGUUGCCGCUUUUUUUACCCGCUUAUACGCUACUCGUGAGCCAAUGGCAAAUGCUAUUCUCCGCACCCCCCCUCACUUCCAGGCUUCAAACUUCGAUCUCGAGUGAAACCGGUCUUUUGGGCCAUGCAUCCGCCGGCUUUGAAAGCAUUGAUGUCUCGGAAGAGUCGUGCGGGGCUCGAUCUUUAACGCCAAUUUUUGGAGGUCUAUCUGGGCUGGUGCCCAAUCUGAUGGACAUUUCUCCAUUACGGUCAAUCGCCACAUUUAUCCCGAUACGCGCGACUUACCUUUUAAUCAAUGCUAUGACACAGUAUCUAUGCAUUCGAGGUGUUCAUCUGCUCUCUGCGAAGUCAUCCUCACUAACCGUUACUGUCAUCCUAAAUAUUCGGAAGCUCGUAUCCCUUCUUCUCUCCAUUUACAUGUUUGGAAAUACUCUCUCCCCAGGCGUGCUUAUUGGGGCAUUGUUCGUUUUCAUAGGUGGUGCCUUGUAUGGAUUUGAGGGAGCGCGGCCUAGGAUGAAGUCUGCCAAAAGAGUAUAGGGCUCGUUCCAUAACAUGUUAUAAUCAUUACCCUCUUUGCGGCAAUCUUUGACAACAGAGGUGUUUUCGGCUGAGAAGGGUAGAGACAGAAGUAUAUUAGAGGCAACUUCCAGAGGUUUCACUAAUGUUGCCAAUGCACAAUCCAGAACUGGUAUUAGCUUGGCUCCGAGAAUUUAGAGCUACCGGCUCUUGCACAAUGGCCUUAUUUCUUGGUGUUCACAUGAGGCUAUUGUGAUUUAUCAUGGCUCAUGUAGUAAGCCAAAGUCUAGUAUAUAGUUACAAAACU
This is a messenger RNA of Aspergillus ibericus CBS 121593, 1831 nucleotides long. Its product is annotated as putative UPD-GlcNAc transporter (Mnn2-2). The coding region runs from base 145 to 1545 and encodes 466 amino acids. The record is from RefSeq and is a predicted model, not a curated record. The transcript is spliced from 4 exons. Gene Ontology annotation, biological process: transmembrane transport. NCBI's taxonomy places the organism in Eukaryota, Fungi, Ascomycota, Eurotiomycetes, Eurotiales, Aspergillaceae. Gene Ontology annotation, cellular component: endoplasmic reticulum membrane; Golgi membrane. Gene Ontology annotation, molecular function: UDP-N-acetylglucosamine transmembrane transporter activity.